AACUUCCAUCCCUUAUUUUGACUACACUUUGAGAUCUGGAUCAUUUGAGUCAAUCUAUAUUCUUCGUAGUUUGUUGUAGCAUGUAAAGACCUUUGUGGAGAAGCUGAAGUCCAUGUGAAGAGGGACAAACUAUUAUUAAUCUAAGGAUGACUAAAGACGCAUUAACUGUCACUGUCGUGGUCUUGUGGCUGCUCUGCAAUCCAGCAAGGAGCAGGGGCACCGGGGGAUUUCAAGGCACCAUUUCAGAACAGUCACUGCAGGGCAGUUUCAGGGGAACGGGACCACCUUCGGUCGGGGAUGAGGUGCUGAACUCCAGCCAAGAGGCUUUACACGUAACUAAGCGCCGUUAUCUGAAACCCGAGUGGUGCAAAACACAGCUGCUCAACCAGACGAUCAACGAGGAUGGGUGCCAGCCGCUCGCCAUUACCAAUAGCUUCUGUUAUGGACAGUGCAACUCCUUUUACAUUCCUCGACGUGUUAAUCAAGUGGACAGUGUCUUCCAGUCAUGCUCCGUGUGCAAGCCGAAGACUUUCACGUCUGUUACAUACACUCUCUUGUGUCCCGGGCAGAUUCCACACAAGAAGAAGAAGAGGGUGCGGCGCAUUAAGCAGUGCCACUGUUCAUCUGUCGACUUGGAUUAAUGCGCAGAUGUUCAUUGUUUUACUUGUGUG
This is a messenger RNA of Xyrauchen texanus (razorback sucker), 671 nucleotides long. RefSeq names its product gremlin-1-like. The coding region runs from base 147 to 641 and encodes 164 amino acids. The transcript is spliced from 2 exons. Gene Ontology annotation, biological process: animal organ morphogenesis. Gene Ontology annotation, molecular function: receptor ligand activity; BMP binding. The record is from RefSeq and is a predicted model, not a curated record. NCBI's taxonomy places the organism in Eukaryota, Metazoa, Chordata, Actinopteri, Cypriniformes, Catostomidae.